CCUCCGAGCAGGAAGGGAACCGCAUUGUCAGAGCACCGGAAGUAAUACCUGUUACCAUAGCAACCGUGUCUGCAGAAUACAGCAUGGCUGAAGGGGAACAGCUCAUCUCCCUGGAUUAUGAAGUGUUUGGGAAGGUUCAGGGAGUUUUCUUCCGCAAGUACACUCAGGCACAGGGAGAACGCCUGGGUCUGGUGGGCUGGGUUCAGAACACUGACAGCGGAACAGUUAGGGGGCAGCUUCAAGGCCCAAGCAGCAAAGUACGAGAGAUGCAGGAAUGGUUACAGAAGAAAGGAAGUCCAAAAUCCAAAAUCACCAAAGUGCAUUUCCAGAAUGAAGAGAAGAUCCUGCGCGUUGAGCACAGUGCCUUCACCAUUCACAAGUGAUACUAUCGAGUACUCCGAGAGUUAACUGCCGUACAGUCCACCAGGGUUUAAUCGGGUGCUCUUCACACUCCCUUGUUUUAAGCAGAGGUGCUGUCCUCCAGGCUUAAUAAACACUCUGCAGUUCUCACUGGUUUCCACUAAACUCAGAUUAUUAUCUUAAUAAACCAAAAUGGCAAAUCUGAGGGUAAACUAGCCAGUCUGCAACUAAUACUGAGUUAAAUAUGUUUCCAAAUUAUCUAGUUUUGGCUCAGUUUUUCCAUUUCCAUUUAAUUUGCUAAAAUGGUUCUUAGUGAAUAAAACAUUAAGGGUAAAUGCAGUUAUAAUCUUCCUGGUGUUAAUAAAGAAUUGCAGUCCACUACAGGUUAACGAAAACAUUACAUUUGUGGAAGGGUUAAUGCAGAGCUUGCACUCUUUGUGUAUGUUGACGUGUUCACAGGGGCUGCAUGUUUGCUAUGUGUCAUGGACUCAGUGUUUGCAUGCGUAUACAGCUUGUCAUACCUUCAUUCAUGUUUUGGUGGUAUAUUUAUUACUUUGGGCUUCUUGUUUCCAUCAUCAAAUGAGACCGGUCACUUGGAAAAUUGUACAGUAAACUAUAGUUAA
Molecule: messenger RNA, 983 nt
Organism: Pelobates fuscus (common spadefoot toad)
Lineage: Eukaryota; Metazoa; Chordata; Amphibia; Anura; Pelobatidae
Gene: ACYP1
Product: acylphosphatase 1
Exons: 3
Coding region: 84-383 (99 amino acids)
Molecular function (GO): acylphosphatase activity
Source: RefSeq, a predicted model, not a curated record